AUGACCCAACCCAUAGGAGCGGCCCUGGGCGCUCUGGGCGCAAACUUCAAUGAAAAGCUCACAUGGAUCAAUCAUGGCGAGCUAGACCGCGUCAACGCCCAUUGGAUCCGCGGCUUCAUCGACAUGCACCAGAUAGACACACUGAAUGCUGCUCAGGAUCCCAACUUGCAAGCUCUCUUCAAAGCCAUAGAUGCCGGAUACCAAACCAUUCUAAGCUUCAAGUGGAACUACACCAACCUCGAUUUCCCAAACGUGAACAGUGCCGCAAUCGCCACCGAGCUCGAGCGUCUGAACCGCGUACUCCCCGUGGUAAUGGACAAAGUCGACAUCAUAGUAAUCGGAAACGAGCCCUUCAUUGAAGUUCAACAAGGCCACGCAGAUACGCGUUUAAACAUUUUCUACGAGAUGCUAGCCGAUACUGUGAUCCGUUUCCGCAACACACACGGCGGCAACUUAACAAGAUUAUACAUGGGCGCCCUAAACAGACUAGAUCUCCCGGCGAAAAGGACCCCGGCCGUCGAGCGGAUGCUGCGCUUCAUUUCGUCAAGACCAGAGCUCGAGGGCGUGGAUUUACACCCUCACAUGCCGACUCUGGAAGGCCACAGAGUCAUGCUCGAGUACGUCCUCUCGCGUAUCCGGCCUGAUCAACGCUUCCUGGCGACCGAAUUCUCGCUGGUAUGGCAUUGGAAGAGACAUCUGUCUGAUCGGGUAUCUGGGGCUUUCUGUGCUAGAUAUGGGUUUCCUGUGGGGAUCAAAGUUUAUCAGGUUAUUAGUGCUGCUAUGCAGAAUCCGUGGCCAUAUAUUCAAUGGGAGGACUUUUUGAUGCAGGAACCUUGGUACAUGCAGUGCCGUUCUUUUAUUACCGAUGCCAUGAGUCUCUAUCGUGCUACUGAGAGGCUUGAAGUUGCUACUUAUUCGUUUUGUCCUAUGAGGUUGAGGAAAUUGCCUCUUCCUGCGAAUGGUGAUCCGUGGAUGCUUAACGGGGUUUUUGCACCUUCGACGGUCCAGGUUCGGUCGGAUGGAUCUAGGUCUGAGAAUUUCCCUUGGGCGGAAGAGUUUCGAAGAGCUCAGACGGGGUGA
Penicillium verhagenii is the source of this 1080-nucleotide messenger RNA. RefSeq lists its product as uncharacterized. NCBI's taxonomy places the organism in Eukaryota, Fungi, Ascomycota, Eurotiomycetes, Eurotiales, Aspergillaceae. Bases 1 to 1080 code for a protein of 359 amino acids. The transcript has a single exon. The record is from RefSeq and is a predicted model, not a curated record.